CGAACUCGAUCGGCUCGGCUAUUCCUCGAAUGCGAGGUGCUGAUUCACAUGUACCUCUGCGCAAACAUGGCUAAAGCGUGCCGGAUCUUCGAGGGCGUCGCUCGUUCUGAGAGCGGUAAGGAAUAUCUAGCUCUAGAGAUAUUUCACCGCAUGCGCGCUGAGGGAUGUGCCCCGGAUUCGCCGAGCUUUGUCGCAGCCGUCAUGGCGUGCUCCAAUCUGGCGGCCAAGGAGGAGAGGCUCGAAUUUUGGCCCGAGAUCGGUCGAUUUGCACACUCAAGCUGACAGCUCGCGGAGUCUUUGAGGGAUUCUCCUGCCAAACGUUGUGUCGUGGACGAGUUUGAUCCUGGGGCACGAGCUGCCAAACUUGUGAUCGAACGGGACUGUACAGUACGUCCUGAAUGGCGAGAACAAGAUGGUCAAGCGUUUUGCGGUGCUCAAGACCUUCGGCAGCUUGGCAGCGAGAACAAAAGGCUUUUCCAGGUGUUUAGAUCGUUUUGCUCGCAAGUUGUGAGCAGCGGCUACGAGUCUGAUGUGUUCGUUGCCACCGCCAUGGCUGGCAACAUGGCGGAGGCCCGCAGAGUUUUCGAAGGAAUGGCCCGUCGAGACGUUGUCUCCUGGACGACAAUCAUACUGGGACACGCUCAAAACGGUGAAGCCGAGGUGGCCUAGGAUUUCUUCUCAAGGAUGCAGUCGGAUGGAGGGUGUGUAGCGGAUGCCAAGGUUUUUGUUGCUGCAAUCCUGGCGUGCGCGAUACGCAAGAGCCGUUCCAGCGAAUCGAUGGGACGCUGGUGAAGCUCCGAGCUUUGGAGAAAGGGAUGGAAGUUCACAGCAGAGCAGCAAAGCACGGUUUUGAUUCAAGAGACGUGUUCGUGGGAAGCAGUUUGGGCGAUCUUUACGCGAAGUGCGGCAGCUUGGUGGAUGCUCGACAAGUUUUCAACAGAAUGCCAUCACAGGACGUGGUUUCAUGGACGGCAUUUGUCCUGGCAUACGUAGAAAACGGGGAAGCCGAGACGGGGCUGGAACUGUUUGGACAGGAAGGCUGCGUUCCCGGUUGGCCGGAUUGAAAGCCUGUACUUGGCUGGCAGCACUACAGACAGGGAGACAAAUUCGCACUCAAGUCUGUGAGAGCGGCCUCGAGAGAAACUUGAGUUCCCUGGUGGACUUCUAUUGCGAGUGUGGGAGAAUGGGUGAAGCACGACAGGUAUUCGAUUUAUUUGGUUCUAAAACGAAAGACUCUAUGAUUUGGACGACAGGAUACAGUCGCCAAGGCCAGACAGAGAGCGCUAUCGACUUCUUCAACCUCAAGCAAGACAGAGGCCUCCGUCCAGAUGCCAUCACUUUCACGUUUAUCCUCGCCGCUUGCAGCCAUGCCGGCCUGGUUGACAAGGGAAAGGAGUACUUCGAGCUCGAGCACUACCGGAGGGUGGUGAGGCUGGACGAGAGGCAUGGCGCGGCCUUAUCCAUGGCAAAUAUCUAUUGGAGUCUCAGGAUAGUUACUGAUAGCAGGAAAGAGAUAGCAGGAAGGAGAGCAAGCUAAGAUAUCAUCUCG
Molecule: messenger RNA, 1549 nt
Organism: Selaginella moellendorffii
Lineage: Eukaryota; Viridiplantae; Streptophyta; Lycopodiopsida; Selaginellales; Selaginellaceae
Product: pentatricopeptide repeat-containing protein At2g02750-like
Exons: 3
Coding region: 965-1537 (190 amino acids)
Biological process (GO): RNA modification
Molecular function (GO): protein binding; RNA binding
Source: RefSeq, a predicted model, not a curated record